Messenger RNA from Nylanderia fulva, 2967 nucleotides. RefSeq lists its product as uncharacterized. The record is from RefSeq and is a predicted model, not a curated record. Lineage: Eukaryota; Metazoa; Arthropoda; Insecta; Hymenoptera; Formicidae. Gene Ontology annotation, cellular component: dystrophin-associated glycoprotein complex; sarcolemma.
UGGGCCUUCAGUUGACAUCGCGACGUCGACGGAAUCGUAUUGCGUGUACGUGCAUUUAACCGGCGUGUUUGACUGGUCCACGGUUUUGGAAAACGUUUCGAUUAUUAUUAUUAUUAUUAUUAUUAUUAGUGCGGAUGCGUUCGCGAAGAUAUUUGUGUCCAAGCAAACGUGUUCCAGUGUGAAAAUAGUGCAGGAACGACUCCGGGAGAUUGAAACUGCAUCAGCCUGAGAUCUAAUUUUGGUUUCACGUGCUAUCAAUUCUGUUUAGCGCACAUACAUUUAUGGAGUGACGGAUGCGCGGGACACGUGUGCGAGCACGUGGACGCCGAGGAAAUCGCCAAUCUAUCGUCUAUCUAUCGCGAGACGUCUGAUAUCAUCCCUGUUUUAUGCACCAAAGCAUCCCUCGAACGUGACUUACGACGCGUCGGAUAGGAUUAGGAGAAAAUUCCCUGUCGAAAUUGCCUGCAGAUUGGCGAGUCGUGAGUCAUCAACCACAUCCGAUGGAGGAUGUACUGACAAUGAAGUCAGGUUCACUUCCGUGGAGGAAGUGAAAGAAACAUAUAUACGAGUCCAAAUGUCAUUCUGAUAAGCGUCAUCGGCAGGAGAAAUAUUCAGCAGAUCCGCCGGAAGUGAAGGCACGACAGGAGGGUGACAUUAGGAGUGGACGUCCUAUGAGCUGCGCGCGCAUCCCUUAGGACACUGUCGCGCGGCGCGCAUACGAUGCAACCCGACGAGGAGAUUCAGUAUGCGCCGAGAAGCCGGCCGGUGAGCUUUUAUGACAACUAUAAGGUUGUGCCGGUGACGCCGUCUUGCGUCACUUCCGCAAUGAGCGUGGGCAAUCUGAAUCAGGUUCGCGACGGAAAUAGCACGUCCGUCGUGUCUCACAGCAUCAACAACAGCAUUAAUACCAAUAUUAACAAUAAUAACAACAACAACAGGGUCAGUAGUGCCGUCAGCACGGGCAACGUGUCGAAGAUUAACACUGCCAAGGUCACCGGUGCAGUAUCAACCGGGAACAUCGGACGAAUCUCCCGCGGCGAUAAAGAGAAAGAGCUCGGUCGAGCACCAUCGAUGGCCAACUGCUUGUCAACCACGGUUCCUGUCAACCUGGCAGCUUCUCAAAUAGCCGGUCGACACACGCCCACAAGGAAUUCUCUAAGGCACAGCAGGAUGAUCGUGAUGCACCGAACCGGUCAUCGUUUACUUUUAGAUCGAGAGAAGUUUUUGCCUCCUUUGAUCUAUCAUCGACGAUUAGCCCGAUGUCUGGCGGCGCUGCAGACUAUCCUCGGCAUCGCGGUGACUUCCCUGUCAUUAUGGUUGCUACUUUGGGCACCGCAUCUUCCCAUCGUGGACAAUCCCUACUGGAGCGGCAUGCCUCUUUUGAUGUCUGGCAGUUUUGGAAUCUGUCUCCUAUGCUGUUUCAAGAAGGAAUAUCCGGAGAUGACUCCCGGAUUUUGUCUUUCUACCACAAAGGUUGUUAGCGUGUUUUUGGCAAUUCUGGCUACCGUUGCGUGCGUGAGCGCAUGCAUAUUCUCCGCGAUGCACUUGUCGCGUCUCAUGGGACUGGAAUGCACUCCGGCACGAGUACUAAACGCCACGUGUGUAUGCAGGCCACGCGGCGAGCCGCCUGAUUCACUCGAUGGUGCAGUCAGAUAUAUGGACCUUAAUUGUCCCGAGGUAGAAGGUAUUCUGACGAUCCUCCUUAUCUUCUCGUGUACUUGCAACGGAUUAGGCGUCUUAGUAGCAGGAUGUUAUAGUUACCUACAUUGGAGCACGCGAUACAAGAGGCCAAAGUAUAUACAGGUCAGGACCAACAACAUUUCCAUGAACAAUGCUCUCAGCAAUAAACCGAUCUACAAACCAAAGUUGGAAGAACGAUGACGCUUGCAGAAGCUAUAAUGACCGAAAUGCUUCCAUUUUGUGUUCUGAUCCGUCAACAUCUUCCUUUAUGAUCGUAGAAUUUAAAAGUUCUGUUUAAUUUAUUAACGAACGAAACCAUCCCGAUAAAUAAAAUGACAAAAGUAAUUAUUAUUUCUGAUGCACAAACGAGAAAUAAAAAUAUAUCUUUUACACAUAUAUGAAUAAGGAAAUUUCAAUCGACGAAUUUUCUUUCAAUUUACAGUGGAUAAUAAGUUCGUAAUUUUAUAAAAAAAGUGACAUAAUAAAUAAUUAUGGUAAUUGAAAACUCAAGAUUUAAAAAAGUGUAAGUGCACAUAUAUAUUAUUAAUGACAUAAUAAUGAUAAUUAUAAUGAUAUUAUUAAAAUACGAUAUAAUAAUGGAUCACUGUACGAUGACUCGGAAAAACAAUUUCGGACUCAUUAAUUAGCGUUUAUUUUUUUUAUUACGUGGAGGCUCAGUAUUUGUUUAAACUUUAUGUGAGUAUUUAUGUGUGCGUGCAUCUGACAGUGCGUUUGUCUUUCAACGUGAAAGAAUUUGAAGGAAACGCGUGAAUGAAGACUAUACAUACUGAUUUUUAUCUAUACUUAUAUAUUAAGACUAAGGUUUAUAAAAAUAAAACAAGUACCUCAAACUUUAAAAUAAUACAAUAUCAAGAUAUUUACGGUUAUCUUUUAUACUUUACAUAUUUAGAUGUAUUUAGUAAAAUAAUAUGAAAUUGAAAAUUAUGUUGUAUGUAUUUAUGCAAAAUCUGUGGCAAUAAGAUAUUGAUACAAAAUUACAUAUGUACACUAUGUGUGUUACAGUCUUACUACAAGAUUCAAUUCUAGAAUUGCUCAAAAUAUCGAAAUAAAAAUCGGUAUUAAAGAACUCUAUGCAUGUCAAAAAUACAAUGUGGAAGAAAAAAAUUAGAAAUAUAUGCAACAAUUAUAUUUGUUUUUAAUAUAAAUCUAUUUAUACUACGUAUAAAUAUAAUGUGAUUUAAUUUGCAACUCUGCUUUCCUAUAUAAAAGAAUUACUUGAUUCUUAUGCACACUGCUUUUUUAAAUAAAUAGUCUUGUUAAUAUCAA